Molecule: messenger RNA, 1848 nt
Organism: Diorhabda carinulata
Lineage: Eukaryota; Metazoa; Arthropoda; Insecta; Coleoptera; Chrysomelidae
Exons: 1
Coding region: 44-1798 (584 amino acids)
Source: RefSeq, a predicted model, not a curated record
CAUAUGACAUAUGUCAAAUUAACCUCAUUGUUUUUAAAUCAAAAUGUUUUAUCAAAAAGGUGCUAGGAAUAGGGAACAAACACUCAGUCAUACUUUGAGAUUCAGACACGAACUUUUACCAGAUUUUAGCGAAGAAAGUUUAUUUCAAGGUACGGAUAGGACUUAUUUUAAAGUACACGUUGAAUUUCCGUAUCCGAUACAUAAACCUUUGGAAACAUCCGAAGAUUUAGUAUUAAAAUUAUUGAAAAAUAAAGAAGUUUAUUAUAAUUCUUUUAAACGUAAACAACAGAGGUAUAAUUCGUACGAAAAAUACAAAAUUGAAAAACUAGAAUACGACGGACAUGAAUAUAUGAAUUUACCGAGAUAUUUGGUCGAGUUAUACAACGAAAAAGAUCCAGAUCCGAGCUUCGAUUGUGAUUACAAUUAUUAUUAUACCGGAGGUAAUUUGGAAAAAUUCGAGUUUAAUAACGAUUAUUACUUAAUAAGACCAGGUGUUGAUAAUAAUUUAUAUAUUAAUAAAGUUUCUAAUGAUUUAAAAUCAAUCGAUGAUGUUAUAAAAGUGAAUUAUAAAACUAAAAAUUCGGUUUUUAAUAUAAAUUCAAGUACAACUAACGACGGUUUAUAUUUCAUUUUAAGAGAAAAAUUUAAUAUUACCGUGUUGAAAUGUAACGAUAUCGAUAAUUUUACAUUAAAAUAUUCACAAAAACAUAAACAUUCGAUUUUAGACGCUAAAUUAAAUAAAAAUACGAAAUUAGGUGUGAUAUUUUCGUUUGGAAAGUUUUUUAUAAAAGAUAUUGAAAAAUGUUGUAUAAUUUCGAGUUUUUCCAACGAUUUAGUACAACAAAUCGAUAAUUUUCAACAAUUCAAAUUCUUAGAUGACAAUAACGUGAUAUUAGUAGAUAGAAGUCGCGUUAAGUUAAUAGACGUUAGAAAUAAUGAAGAGACGAUGUGUUUCGAACCGAAACUAUUACAUUGCAACACUUUCUGCAAUUUCGAGGUAUUAGAUACAAAAUUACUACUCACGUCUCGUCAUUACGUUCUUAAAACAGAUAUAAGACAAUUUAAAGACGUUUAUCAUUACACACACCUGUUAGAAGACGUUCCUUGUUAUAUGGAUUAUACGACGAAAGAUGACGAUACUUAUUUAGUAGUUUCGGGGCAGAAACACAACAGUAAAGUAUUAUUUACAGGGAAAUCACCGUAUUCGGUACCGUUUAAGAUUCCCUGUUUAAAAACAACACUUACAAAAACGAUGUUAAAACGACCUUCGUUAUGUUUAGACACUUAUUUGGAACCGAAAUUGUUAUAUUCAGUAUCGGGGCUGAAACUUGUCAAAAUCAAUGAUGAAAUUUGUAUUUUCACGUCGAAUUGUAUGGGAGAAAUAUUUAAACAAAAAGUUUACGAAAUACAACCUGAUAAUAAUGAUUCGAUUAUGAUGAUGGAUGAAUGGUUGGGUAUGAUUGAAAAACCCGAACCGGUACUUCAUUUAACUAAUUACGAGGAUGUUAGCGAUAUUCGGUUUUCGUUGAAUACUGAAAAAUCUACACCGGAAAAUACAAAAUGUAGUAAACAGAAUGAAUUUUUGGAAAAAUUCAAAUCUAAAUAUAAUUCUGUUGGUGUGAAAAGUCAAUUGGCUAAAGAUUUUCUCGACAUUUGGGAGGAAAGUGAAGAAGAAGAAGGUUUCGAAGAAUUGCCGCAAGAAGAAACGAUAUUUAAGGUUCAAAGUUGGAUCAAGACGAGUAAAUUUGAAGAUACGACUAAUGAAUUUGAUGAUAUAGAUAGUAAAUUUGAAUUUUAACGAUUUUUUGUUAUAAUUUUUUUGUUUUAUAAUAAAAAAAAAUUUAAAAA